Desarmillaria tabescens is the source of this 601-nucleotide messenger RNA. RefSeq lists its product as uncharacterized. The record is from RefSeq and is a predicted model, not a curated record. The transcript is spliced from 5 exons. The coding region runs from base 71 to 430 and encodes 119 amino acids. NCBI's taxonomy places the organism in Eukaryota, Fungi, Basidiomycota, Agaricomycetes, Agaricales, Physalacriaceae.
CCAAACUUUACUGCACGCUGCGGUCAUCACAUUCCUUCAUCAUUACCACCAUCAUCUUCUUCGACGAGCAAUGCCGACUAUAGCUGCAGUUGCGCCUGGAGAGCCAAAAGCAUCACCAAAGCCACAGCCUAUCGGAAAUGUUCCUAUGAUUCUUCUCUUGACAACGUGUGUCGCUUGUGUCGUCUUUUUACUGUGGCGGCGGGCGAACCAACUCAAAUCUGUGAUAUCCCAUCAACUGAAGACAUGGCGACAAACGGAAGGCCAGAUACGAUUAAGUACUGACGAUGGUCCUGCAGCGACUGAGUUUCUUGAGGAUGACUAUGAUGAUGAUGAUAACGAAGACCUGACGUUGGUGGAGGAUGUGGGGGGGAGGUUGAUGCAGAAAAAGUCUUCCGUUGCCGAAGCAGCGCAGAACAGGAAUGCAGGCUGAACGCAUUUCUAUGAGUGUAUAAUUAUGAUUAGAUUAGGAUUUAUACCCCAUAUAAUGCCAACUGCUAAUAAAUUCAAACGUUUGCGGAAAGCACUUCUGUCGUGUCUCUGUUAGCGAUGCUACACCUUGAAAUGAAGACUAUGUUCCUUGCAGUGAAGAAGCGUUUGGUGG